AUGGUUGUGUCAUUUCACGAUUUCAUGGUUGGACGUGAUUAUGGCUCUGAUCCAACGCCAAUCACUGCUGCUGCAGAAGUUCUCUAUGCUUUUGAUAUGGUUAUGCAAGGAACGCAAAGUACAGCAAUACUUAUCUUAGGCUCUUCAUCAACAGGAACCCUGUUUGCGCUGGUUGCAGCAGCAUUUUUAAGAAACAUUCCUAUUAUAAACAUUUACAUGGAAAAUAGUGUUAUUGAUGUAAGAACAGCAGAAGCUAUAUUGGCAAUGUCUUCGGCCACUAUUCGAGUUUUCGGUAAACUAGCACCUAAUAGUUUAGAGACUGAACAACUGAAUCAUAUUUUGCUCGAACUUUACCAAUAG
Molecule: messenger RNA, 360 nt
Organism: Rotaria socialis
Lineage: Eukaryota; Metazoa; Rotifera; Eurotatoria; Philodinida; Philodinidae
Source: the annotation of a GenBank genome assembly